This is a messenger RNA of Armigeres subalbatus, 2721 nucleotides long. RefSeq lists its product as uncharacterized. The record is from RefSeq and is a predicted model, not a curated record. The coding region runs from base 1 to 2721 and encodes 906 amino acids. Gene Ontology annotation, molecular function: zinc ion binding; nucleic acid binding. The transcript is spliced from 3 exons. Lineage: Eukaryota; Metazoa; Arthropoda; Insecta; Diptera; Culicidae.
AUGGCCACUACUUCUACUCUGCUCCACCAGUUCGAGCACGGCCAGAUCGAACAGCAAAUGCCAAACGCACCACUGUGCAUCCCAACGGUUGCUAAGCUGCAAUAUUUGUUGCAAUCGCUCGAGGGAGAAGCUCGAAAGCCAUUCGAGUCGGUAGAUGUGGAAGCAGAUAACUACGGGACGACUUGGGACGCGUUGCUGAAGCGAUAUGAUAAUAAGCGAUUCCUGAAGCGUCAACUCUUCCGCGCUCUUUAUGAUCUACCUGUCCUCAAGCGUGAAUCUCCCCAGGAAUUACACAACCUUGUGGACGACUACCAGCGUCAUGUCAAGGCCCUAGGAAAGCUGAAUGAGCCAAUUCAGUAUUGGGACACACCUCUAAUCAACCUCCUAUCCUACAAGCUAGAUCCUACAACGCUACGAGCUUGGGAAGAGUCAACCAGCAGCGAAGACAAUGUUUCCUAUGAGAGGAUGGUAGACUUUCUCUAUCAACGAGCUCGAAUGCUGAAAUCCGUCGUCACAGAUCUGCAGCAACGUUCACAACAACCGAUAUCGGCCAAGGUGGCCGGUUCAAUACCUUUCCCGAAGAAGCCAUUCAAGAUGGCAGCUAACACUGUUGUGUCCAAGCCGUACAGUAGUGGACCACAGUGUAUCGCAUGUUCAGAGAAGCAUUUCCUUUUCCUAUGUCCAGUAUUCGCAAAGAUGUCGGUCGCUCAGAGACGCGAACUGGUUUCCCAGAAGCACCUAUGCUGGAAUUGCUUCAAAUCUGGACACAUAGCAAGGAGCUGCACAUCGAAGUUUACGUGUCGGACCUGCCAUGACAAGCACCAUUCUCUGUUGCACCAAGAAGCACUUCUCAAGAUAUCGUCCACCCCAGCAAUUACGCCACAGCAGCCAAUCCAACAACCAUCCACGUCCACGGCAGUGGAACCGGCAAGACAUCCCAACCAAAACCCCCAAGUGAGUCUGUCGGUCCAGUCGAGCCGCAGCACAGUGCUGCUAGAAACGGUUGACCUUUUGGUCCUCGACCAGAAUGGUAAAAAGCAUUCCGCCCGAGCACUACUAGACUCGGCAUCCAUGUGCAAUUUCAUGACGAAAAAGCUUGCCAACUCUCUCAAUCUUCGUCGCAAGACAGUCGACAUCGCUGUAACUGGUAUCGGAGAAUCCACGAAGCAGAUCAAGUUCAAACUGACUGCUACCAUCCAGUCCAAGUUCACUCCGUUCAGUACAGCACUCGAGUUUCUAACCCUGAAGAAACCCACGAUUAAUCUGCCAACCAUCCCAGUCGACAUAUCCCAGUGGAAGCUCCCCGAAGUGUCGUUGGCAGAUCCCAAAUUCCACAUCCCUGCAGGCAUCGACAUGAUUGUCGGUGGCGAAGCAUACCAUGAGCUACACACAGGUGGUAAAGUUCCUCUUGGUGAAGGUCUUCCAACGUUGAUCGAGACAGUAUUCGGGUGGACCGUUUCUGGGAAAGUUUCUAUCAAAUCCGCAAACGUUCCGCAUGUUUGUCACCUCACCACUGUCGAUCGAAACCUAGAACAAGCGCUACAACGGUUCUGGGAGCUGGAGGCCAUCGAUUCCAAUCCAGUGUUAUCCACAGAAGAAACCUAUUGUGAAGAAUUUUAUUCCGCUACCACCACUCGCGAUUCGUCCGGUCGUUAUCUCGUUCACUUGCCACUUACCCGUGAUCCGCUCGUCACCCUCGGUACAUCCCGCCUAAUUGCCGAGCGCCGUUUCUUAAACCUGGAGAAGGGACUUGAGCGUGAUCCACCCACCAAGGAUGCAUACUGCAGCUUCAUGGACGAGUACGAGCGCCUUGCACAUAUGCGGAGAAUCGACGAUCCAGCAGACACUAUUCCGCACUGUUAUCUUCCGCAUUACCCAGUGUUUAAAGCUUCGAGUACAUCCACCAAGAUCCGUGUUGUAUUUGACGCUUCGUGUAAGACCACGUCUGGUUUUUCGGUAAACGACAUGCAGCUAGUUGGACCAGUCGCUCAAAAGGAUCUGCUGUCGAUAGUCAUGCGUUUCCGCACCCACCAAAUCGCCAUCGUAGCAGACUGUGAGAAGAUGUAUCGGCAAGUUUUGCUACACCAAGAAGACCGUCCAUUCCAGAGAAUUCUCUGGCGCACCAGUCCAGAUCAGCCACUCGCAACAUACGAGCUUCAAACCGUUACGUACGGUUUCGCAUCUGCGCCGUUUCUGGCAACUCGCACCCUACACGAAGUUGCUAAAGAUGAGAAAGAGAAGUACCCGGCCGCCGUCCAGGCUGUAAAACAGGAUUUCUACGUGGAUGAUUUCCUGUCCGGCGCAGAUGACCUCCCAUCCGCAAUCCGCUUACGCAAGCAAGUUUCCGCUAUGCUCUCAGCGGCAGGGUUCCCGCUAAAGAAAUUGGCAUCCAAUGCACAAUGGUCCCAGAUCUGGGAGCCGGAGUCCGACAUGCUACGCUUCAAGGUGCAGCUUCAGUUACCAGCAGCUGUUCUUACCAAGAGGAAGAUUAUGUCCUACAUUGCUGUGAUAUUCGAUCCAGCAGGGUUCAGUGGACCAGUCAUCGUCGUAUCCAAGCUUUUUAUGCAGCGUCUAUGGGCCUUGCACACAGACGAAGGACAUUCCUACGAGUGGGAUCGUCCACUACCCCCACAUCUCCAAGCUGAGUGGAAAUCCUACCAUAGAUCGCUCGAAGUGCUGUCAAAUAUCCGGCUCGAAGGACCAAAUGAUGGGGCCUUUUAG